UUCUGUUGGCCAACCUUCCGGUGGAUUCUCUCCGUUGUACAUAACUUCGCUUUGAUUAGGUGGAGUUGCUGUAGAAACGCGAUAAAGUUCGUCAUAUUCGCGGCGCGGCUUGCUUUGCUGAUCUACUUUACGGCCGUGCGUGUGUGAGUGUGUUUGUGCAAACGCGGUUCUCGCCGCCGUUUUGCAAGGUUUACAAUUUAUCAGCUCGCAGCAGCAGCAGUGUGUGAGAAAAACGACGAAGAAGGCGGCGCAGUCCCGGUUUCAUCAGUCAGUCACACAAAAGGACACUGGUGGUGGAGGAAAAUUCAUCACACUUUUCCCGUGGAAAAAAGGCAACCCUCUUCAGCAGGAACCACAUCCCACAGCCAGACACACUUUUUAACGGCGCAGCGAAAAACUUGCAUCACUAGACUGUUCUUGUGAGAUGGUAAUGGAAGCACAACCUUCACCGCAAAGCGUUGGCCGCGAAUUCGUGCGCCAAUAUUACACGCUGCUGAACAAGGCGCCGGAUCAUCUGCACCGCUUCUACAACAACUCGUCGAGCUUCGUCCAUGGCGGGUUGGAUACGAAGAACCAGGAGGCGACGCUGGUAAUUGGCCAGAAGCAGAUCCAUAGCAAGAUCCAGCAGCUGAACUUCCGCGAUUGCCAUGCCAAGAUUAGCCAGGUGGACUCGCAGGCGACGCUCGGGAACGGUGUGGUGGUGCAGGUGACCGGCGAGCUGUCCAACGAUGGCCAACCGAUGCGCCGUUUCACCCAGACGUUUGUGCUGGCCGCGCAGUCGGCGAAGAAGUACUACGUCCAUAAUGACAUCUUCCGCUACCAGGAUGUGUACUCGGACGACGAGAUUGACGAGAAUGACCGUUCCGGUGGGGAGGACGAGGGCGAUGUUGUGGAGAACAACGCCAUUGUUGAGCAGCAGCAGCAGGUCGUCGCGCAGGUUGCCGUUGCGCCGGCCGCGGUCGCUCCGACUCUUGGUGGACUUCCAACAGCCCCGCAGCAACAACCGCAGCAGCAGCAGCAGCAGCCGUUGUACUAUCCUCCGGGUGUGAUGAAUACGGCCGGACCGACUGGAAUGAUCCCAAGCUACGGACAACCGCAACCUGCUCAGCAACAGCUGAACGGCGUUCACGAUGAUCUGCUAAAGUCUGUGCCACCGCAAAGCGCUGCCCAACUGUUGCAGCAGACCGCUGUUCAUCCUUCGGCGGUUCCUCAGCCAAAUCCGGUUCUGCAGCAGCAGCAGCAGGUUCCGAAUGUGGCCCCGGGAAUGCCUUCAGUCGACUCGAUUCCACAUCUUGCUCAACAGCAGCAGCAGCAGGUGCAGUCGGUGGUUCAGCAGCAACCCGCAAGUCGGCCCACGGCCACGGUCGUCGAGCAGUUUGUCCCGGUUCCCCAGCAGCAGGUGCAGCAGCAACAACCCCAACAACAGCCCCAGCCCAUUCCCGAACCCGAACCCCUCCAAAGCUCCCUGGCCAUGAACGAGCUGGAGUCGGCGUUACCCUCUUCGAACGAUCCAACUCCGGCCGAGGCUAGCGACGCCCACGACCAUCGCCACGAGCAACAGCAGCACCAGCAACCUCCCAACGAACCCAAGACGUACGCCAACCUGGUCAAGUCGGGCGGUUCCGGCGGACCUGGCCCGUUGAGCUUCGCCUCCGUUUCGUCCCACCAUCACCAGCAACAGCAGCAGCAGCAGCAGCAACAGUCGUCUCACCAGCCCCAACAGCAGCAGCAACACCAUCAGCAGCAGCAGCAGCAGGGCUACAGCAAUGUCACGGCAGGACGCCAGUCUGGCCUUUCGCCGCCGCCGUCGGGUCUGCAGUCGUCGUCGGGUGGUCGCGACAAGUACGACCGUCAGUCGUCCCAGCAGGAUCAGCAGGGUGGCGGUCUCGGCGGUGGCCCGAUGCCCCAGCGAGGAGGUGGCCCCAACCAGCAGCGACCGAUUCGCGGCAAUGGCCCGCCGAGCAGUCAGGGGGGACCGCUCCGGCAGCAGCAGGACGGCCGACCGAGCUAUUCCCGGGGGUAUCAGAACGACGGAGAUGAUCGUCGCCAGAGCAGCACCUCGCAGCAGUUUGGCGACAACCAUCAGCUGUUCCUGGGCAACAUUCCACACCACGCGACCGAGGACGAGCUGAAGACGCUGUUCAGCAAGUACGGCACCGUCGUCGACCUGCGGAUCCACUCGAAGCCGGGCCAGAAGGUGCCGGGAGUGCGCGCCCCGCCCAACUACGGCUUCAUCACGUACGACGACCCGGCGGCGGUGCAGAACUGCCUCGCCAACACGCCACUGUACUUCCCGGAGAACUCCCCCGACGGCCAGAAGCUGAACGUGGAGGAGAAAAAGACGCGCAGCAGUAUGCGCGGGCCGGGUGAGACCGGAGGUCGUCUCGGCGGUCAGAAUCUGGGCGGUGGCAACGGAAGCAGCGGCGGUCCUCGGGGCGGUCCGCCCGGCAGUAUGAGCCGCGGAGGUUCCGGCCAGCGUGGAAUGGGCGGUGGAACCGGACGCGGUGGAUAUCAGGGCCGCUCGGACAGGGGCAGUGUGUCCGGGGGUGGUGGCGGCGGCGGCGGCCAGCGGCCCGGCAAUGGAAACUAUCAAAACCGCUAAAUAAAGUGUGCGGCGGCGACGGCAUCACUCGCGCGAGUAAACAAAAGAGAGAGUGCAGAAUAACAAAAAAAAAAAACAACAGAAAGAAAAUCCAUACAAAAAAAAAUGUGUGUGAGAAUCCCAACUUACGGUUAAAAACAUGUGGCAAUUUUUGAGGAAAUGAAACACACACACAAAUACAAUAAUGUCUAGUUGUAAUACACACACACACUCGUCACAAACGCGUGGCGUGAAGAAUGUAUGACUUAGCUCGUAUGUAAAAUUAGGGAAAAAUGUAGACUCUUUUUUUUCUGAGAAAGAAUAAAACCCAGCUAGAGAAUAGGUCUUUCCUUUUUUUUAAACUUGUCGCAAGCAAAAAAGAAGAAAAACAAUUUUAGCCCUUGAAAAUUUAGCCACUAAACAGCAGCAGGGAAGAACGCUAUUACCAUUAACAAGUACUACUAUUCACAGCAACAGCAACCACUUUGUAAACUGUCUUCUAAAGCACAGACAAACAACGGAAACAAUCCCUUCUGCGAACGGAACAGAGAUAGAAAAGAAUAAACAAUUUCUCCCCCUCGCGGCAAACAAGCAAACCUACUACUAACCAACCAAACAACCCAGAAUCAGUGAGAGAGAAUCGUUUGUUUUUCUAGCUGUCAGAAAAUGCUUUUUAUUAAAUAUCAACUUUCAACGACAACAAAAAAAAAGAAGAAGUUAUUAGUAUUCAAACAAGUAAAAGAGCAAAUGCAACAAAAAAAAAACUCUUUAUAAUUUAAGAAUUAGGAAACUCAAGCAGCAGCAGUGCAGAAACCACACACGCAAUUAGGUCAAAAGAAUUUAGGGUAAUAUCUGUAUGAAUAGGCGAACCAAAACUGAAAUGGAAAGCAAGAGCAAGCAAGCGGACGCGCGCGCGCUCGAACAGGCAUCGUCGACGUGUCGUCCGGACGAAAAAUUACUACUUUUAGAUAGAGAACUGUGUCACCAAUUAAUUCAAGCCUGAGAAAAAGGAAGGAAAACCGCAUUCGUUUCAGUUUUACACACAAUUUAGGGUUUAGUUCUUAACUUAAAGAAUGGUAACUGAUUACUAGUAAUUGUAAACCUAAGCAAAAGAAAACAAAACAAAAAAGCAGGCAAGCAGUACUAAGGAAAACCCAACUUUAGAAAAGAAAGCAAAACAACCAUCGUCAUCAUCCUCUCAACCCUGGUUUUAAUUUCUGCUGGAGAGAAUCCACGGUGUGAAACCACGAGAACCAAUAAAAUGAAACAAAAACAAA
Molecule: messenger RNA, 3858 nt
Organism: Culex quinquefasciatus (southern house mosquito)
Lineage: Eukaryota; Metazoa; Arthropoda; Insecta; Diptera; Culicidae
Gene: rin
Product: ras GTPase-activating protein-binding protein 1
Exons: 6
Coding region: 425-2602 (725 amino acids)
Cellular component (GO): cytosol; ribonucleoprotein complex
Molecular function (GO): mRNA binding
Source: RefSeq, a predicted model, not a curated record